UUCGUUAUCACCAUUACCUCUUCCAAAUCAGAAUAAGUUGGAUGAGGCGGGUAUAUCAUUAGAGGAUGUACCUGUAGUCAUAAUUCCGCCUCAUGAAGAGAUUGGUAUAGUCAAUCCAAGUGCCGAAGUUGACUCUCCCGCAUCAUCAGCAGAUAGUAUGGUAUCGAUCCAAGCAGUGUUCAACUUACUUCGAAGCAUCAAUGAUCAAUUGGUAAAGUGUGAUUUAUUAUUGCAAAGUCACACAGAUAAAUUAAAUGGUAUAGAAAAAAAAUUAAACAUUUUACCAUUCCAACAAGAUAUUCCAGUUUUAUCCAUCGAACUUCCCCUUAAAACAGUUGAAGAAUUGGAACAUUUUGAAGAAACUUUAAAAGACGAGACCCAAUUGGCAGCAUUGAAACAUAUUUUGAAGCGCCUCGUCGAAUCUACGGAGCGGAGUUCUGUUUUUAAAAUGCUUUCUAAAAUGUUCGAUUUUGAACUGGCAACAAUUUGUUCCUGGAAGGGUCGAAAACAAAAUUAUAGAACUGAAAACCUUGCACUGAUUAAAAUUCUGAUUGAAACAGUUCAUGAUUCUUUCCCUUACGCAAAGGAUGGUGUGAUCGAGCAUGCAGGCAUUGACUGGUUUCGAGCUGCUCAACAGCGAUUUGCAAGAAGGAAGAAUACACUGCAGUGACUUUACAAGUGUAAUCAAUGCAGUCACAUGGGAUUUCUUUAUUUAAAUUAUGUUAAGUUAAUUAUUCAUUGACUGAACUUUGAUUAGGAUAGUUUUUUAUCUGUAAAAAUUAUUUGUAUUCCUUGUUUUUUUUAUUGUA
Photinus pyralis (common eastern firefly) is the source of this 809-nucleotide messenger RNA. RefSeq lists its product as uncharacterized. The record is from RefSeq and is a predicted model, not a curated record. Bases 158 to 670 code for a protein of 170 amino acids. NCBI's taxonomy places the organism in Eukaryota, Metazoa, Arthropoda, Insecta, Coleoptera, Lampyridae. The transcript is spliced from 5 exons.